ACGGUAUUCUUUAGACCAAGGGAAUGCAAGAACAAUGUAGGAAGCCUGAUAGAAGUGUGUCAAGUCGGGUUGUUGAAUGAGGCUUUCUAUUUCUUUUCUUAACAGGAAGUUUGAGAAGGAAGCAGCCAGCCAAGAUGUCGGGAGGUGGGGGCGCCAGUCCGAGAAAAGCCAUGACGCUCGACGAUCUUGUCGAGGCCUUGGAUAGGCGCGAGAGGGCGCCGAGCAAUGUUCCGAAGGUUGACACGUUCCAUUUCAAAAGGGAAUGGGUCUCCGAUUGGCUGGACUCGGUUGAGCAGGCACUGGUGGGACUGUCAGAUGAAGUAAAGUUUCGACGGAUUCUAAGGUAUGUCCUUCACGGACACCAUCAGGAAGUGAGAAAGGUUGUGGACGCCGCCAAUGACAGAUGGGCAAGGUUUAAGGAGAGGAUGUUAAGGAAGUACAGGUUGGGGGAUGGCCUGCUGACUACGGCCGAUCUGGAGGCCAUGAAUAAGGACGACUUCACAAUGAUUGGAGCGUUCGUGCAAGAGUUCAAGAAGAAGGCGAGGAAGGUGCACGGGAUUUCUGAGGAGGCACAGUGCGCCAUCUUCUUGGGGUUGCUCACCGCCUCGAAAGCAUCAGAGUUUACGAGCCACGGGGGUGGAAGUGAGAAGCUCAUCUGGGCCACCAUCGAUAAGGGAGUAGAGGACGGGAACUUGGAACAGGUGGAGCAACACCAGAUGCGCCUACAGAGGCGAAAAAGGAAGGAAAGGGACGCCACCGCAUCUGGGACCCCAAGGGUCAAGAGGAUCGUCACAGACGUGUUGGCAGAGGUAGGUUAUGGCAAUGAGGUUGAAGUGCAGAAAAGGGUGGUGACCGUAGCCCAAGGCCGGGUGUUACGGGUGGUGGAUGAGGAGGCCGGACACGAGGACUACGAUGGGGAGGAAACGGGUUCCCAGGCCCUGACCAAGGCGCCGCGGAAACAACGCAAUUUAUUGACAGGCGGACAGGACUCUGGAAAAGGGAAGGCUCCACAAGCAGUCGUGGCGCCACUGGCCGCUGCCGCAAGUGCGCCUAUGAUAGCGGGGCCCUUGCAGAUGGGGCCACCGACGGCAUAUGGGAAGUGGAUGCCCUAUUUUCCAAUGACGCCUUGGCCCCCUUAUAAUCCGUGUACCUCAUGGGGAGGGGGCCAGAACUUUGCCGCCAAGACUGAGCAUUUAAGGAAGGUGGUGCGCCAGGAUCAAGAAUGGGUUUGGGGUGGAGAUCAGGAAGAGGCUGUGAAGCGGAUGAAAGAGGAGUUCAAAGAAGGAGGCCUGGUGUUGGGAGCGCCUAACUAUGAAGUCACUGAGGAGAAGUCAUUCACCAUCGAGACGGACGCUGGGCCAACUGCCCUGGGAGGAGUCCUAGUUCAGGCAGAUGCUGAAGGAAAGGAAAGACUGCUAAGGUCUGACUUUCCGAAGACAGUCAUGCAGAGGGGCGGGAGGGGCACACGGCCGCGACAAAGGCCCCAAGGAGCAUCUAGAGGGGAUGAUCAGCGCAGGCCAUUUGGGAGAGAGUCCACGCCUGUCUUCGACGAUGAUAACAUAAAGCUCUUCCUAGACACCUACCAUGCUCAUGCAACCCGAGAGGGGUGGUCUACCUUAGAGAAGAUACGAAAUCUGAGAGGGGUUGAGCGUUUUGAGGAGCCCAUCGCGCACAUUCGAGAGGAGGCGUUGACCUGGUCGGACGUGGAGGCAAGGAUGCAGCGGCUGAGGGCUUCGCCAGUGGGGCGCGAUGGUCUACCCAUCCGUUUGGAGGAGGGCAAUGCGGAGGAGUUCAUCCCAGCCUAUGAGCAGUAUAUGCGCGACCAGGGAACCACGCACGAAGAAUGGAUGCAGACAUUGCUCCUCUGGACACGGAGGGCGGAAAGGUCAUUCGCAAGGCAGCUACAAGACAGAGCGCGUGACUGGGAGGAUUGUCAGGCUCAAUUGAGACAGGCGUUCCGACGGCCAGAGCCGGAGAGACCAGAACCUAGGGUUGAAAGAAGUAAGAGACCAUGGGAUCCAGAGGCGAGGAGAGCCGUUGUGGCUAGGAGGGGCCGGAAGGCCUUGGCGCAACGCGAGGAGGAGUCAGCGGAGCCGGCUCAGGCAACAGAGCCACACCCUAAUCAUGGGCUUGAGCAAGUGGAGUUUCGUCAAAUCACGGGCAGUGACCUACGGGACCCUUCGCCGAAGUUGCCAGAGGAAGGGGAAGGUGUACCAUUCGAGACGCCGCUCGGAAGUCUGGAGGCCCACCUUGAUGCGUCUCAAUGGGGGACUUCGCAACUAGGAGCAGGUCCGGUUGAGCCAGCGUGGUACGAGCUGGCAGAGGAGUUACAAGGCCCUGAUCCAGGGACUGAGCAGUGUGAGCCUGGAGAGCUACAGGAAGAGGAGGUCAUUACCGUUGGAGACGAUACUCCCCCUCAUACCCCAGCCCCGGAGCAGGUCCAGCGGCCCUCGCCAGAAGGGAUUCCCGAGUCGGAUAGUGAGGAGAUUCUAGUACCCCCUCCGGAAAUUAUCACUUCGCCCCCAAAAGGGGCAGAGCCAGGGGAACAAGAGGAGAGCGAGAGGGCGGGGGCGCGUACGACUGUCGCCUCGCAGCCAGCCGAGCAUGCGGCCGAGCACUUGGAUACUGAGAUGCCAGUCUCCGAUGAGCCACCGCCACAGUUGCCGCAUGCAGAGGAAGGAGUGAGUGCAGAGGUUCCGCUCCGAGAGGUCCACGAGGCGCGAGCGAGAAGGCUAUCAGGGGAAACGACUGAGGAGAAGUCCGCAAGGGUGCAGGCGCGCCUCACUGAAAUAUAUGAGAAAAAAAUCAGGAUGGAGGCCGCAGGAGAGGCGUCGAUACCGCCAACUGACCCCGGGACGAGUGAGCAGAGGAUUGGUGAGGCGUGGGCCAGGUAUGAAGGCAGGAAGGAUGCCGGUCGCCUGAGGUCACGAGCGGCAGGACAGGAAGACGAGAAGGCGGACAAGGUAAGGGAGACUAGAGACUUGGGAUUCUCAGCUGCCGGGAUGGGGAUUGAGCGCGCAGAGAGGAGGAUACGCCAGGCGGCGACUACGUCUUUCCAGCGAUAUACCAUACUCAAUGAUGAGCUGGCGGCCUCGAGGUUGGAGGUGGAGUAGUUGACUACUCAGCUAGCAGAGGAGAAGGCGGAGAACCAAGCCUGGAGGUUUCGUAUGGAGGCCAAGGAAGCUGAAUGGGAGAAG
This is a messenger RNA of Chara braunii, 3197 nucleotides long. Lineage: Eukaryota; Viridiplantae; Streptophyta; Charophyceae; Charales; Characeae. The record is from the annotation of a GenBank genome assembly.